This is a messenger RNA of Triplophysa dalaica, 1188 nucleotides long. RefSeq names its product endonuclease domain-containing 1 protein-like. Gene Ontology annotation, molecular function: hydrolase activity; nucleic acid binding; metal ion binding. The record is from RefSeq and is a predicted model, not a curated record. Lineage: Eukaryota; Metazoa; Chordata; Actinopteri; Cypriniformes; Nemacheilidae. The transcript is spliced from 4 exons. The coding region runs from base 1 to 1188 and encodes 395 amino acids.
AUGACAUUCUUUCUUCCUGUGGUGAUGCUGUGGCUGUUUUCUGGUGCUUCAGCUAGAGUUGUUCAGACUUUUGAGAAUCAAUGUGAUGUUUUUUUUGCAGACAAACAACCUCCAAUUAUCACCCCGACACCUGCUUUCCAAAAGAUCUGCCAAACGCUAAAUGAUGUUGUUUAUUAUGCCACGCUUUAUGAUACCAGCAACAAGAUUCCUGUGUACUCAGCCUAUAAGUUUGAAGGGUUAAUAAAGUGUGAACGGCAAAGUGCAUGGUACAUCGAACCUCAGCUUGAUGAUAAUAUAGUAAAACCAAAUAUGGCAUCACAGUGCACUCCAGCUGUUACAUGUGGACACAAACAGGCUCUCAAUGAAGACUAUGUCAACUCUGGCUAUGACAAAGGCCAUCUUGCACCGGUCUACCAGGCAAGCUCACAGCAGUGUGCUUACACCACGUUCACACUCACCAAUGCUGCUCCACAAAACCUAUCAUUUAACAGAGGCCAAUGGAAAAAGACUGAAAAAGAUAUUGCAGUCCAUCUGAACAAUAUUUGUAAACCAUACACUAAGUAUAUUGUUACUGGUGUGGUACCAGGAAAUAUAAAAAUAGGGAAUAAUGUGAAUGUGCCGAGUCAUUUCUGGACUGCGUACUGCUGCUUAGACAACAAUAACAAAUGUCAAGAAUCACAAGGUUAUAUUGGUGAAAACAAGAAUGAUCCUGUCAAGCAAAUGAAUGUGUCUGAUUUAGAAGAACAACCAGCUGGCCUCAUCCCCUCCUGCCCCUGGCUGUCUGACAUCAUCCGUGAACAAUGGAGUACACUCAGGACUGCUGAAAGGAAAUGCCGCAAGACCAAGAAUCCUCCUGUAUUACCACAGUUAAAACGUCUUUCUUUACCACCAAGGAGGAUGACGUUAGCAUAUGAUAGUGAAGGGAGCUAUGUCAGUCACAUGCUAAAUGGAACAUUCAAAGCCUGUGUUAAUAAAGAGGAUCCAGAUGUUACUGAAGCGGGGACUUUCAAGGUUUCUGGAGGAAGGGUGCCGGCUGAUCAGAGAGAUGAAGGAAGCAUGGGGCCCUUGUGGGGGCGGUCGCUGAGGCGAUACCUGCUUCUAGAUGAGUUCAGACUGCUGUGGAAGAGUUUAGAUGGAGGCGAGGGCCCUUGUUGGGCGGUCGCUGCUGCGAUGUCAGCCUCUAAGUGA